AUGCUCGACCACCCGCUUCUAGAGGACAUUCAACGGCUACUGAGAAAGUGUGAUGCCUUGCAGGUUGUGCACGUGUUCCGGAAGGAGAUCAAGAAGUUGGUAAACAUUCGCAUGAUCAAUGGUAAGAGAACGAGAGUUCGUGCUAUUGUUUAUAAAACUGUUCAUCACCCAGCUCGAACUGAACGCGAUGUAAUAAAAAUUAUGGUUGACGCCGUAGACAAUAUAAAGCUCAUAUGCAAAAUGGUAAAAGUAGGAGUCGCAAGUACUAUUUAUGAUGUUUCUGGGAUUGUUGCCACGGAUCGUCAACAAACCUUAGCCAUUUGUUGAAUCCUUGGAGCAGCUUUCAAACGAUGUAUAAGCUACAGAAUAAGCUUAGAGAUAUAG
Phoenix dactylifera (date palm) is the source of this 384-nucleotide messenger RNA. Its product is annotated as small ribosomal subunit protein uS7m. The record is from RefSeq and is a predicted model, not a curated record. NCBI's taxonomy places the organism in Eukaryota, Viridiplantae, Streptophyta, Magnoliopsida, Arecales, Arecaceae.